Molecule: messenger RNA, 3284 nt
Organism: Silurus meridionalis
Lineage: Eukaryota; Metazoa; Chordata; Actinopteri; Siluriformes; Siluridae
Gene: ciz1a
Product: cdkn1a interacting zinc finger protein 1a
Exons: 16
Coding region: 615-2702 (695 amino acids)
Cellular component (GO): nucleus
Molecular function (GO): zinc ion binding; nucleic acid binding
Source: RefSeq, a predicted model, not a curated record
GAAAACGAUUCUCCGGUUGUUGGAAAGAUCGCGAUCAAAGUCUCGACAGGCUAUCGCCUGAAAGCUAGCGUCUUAGCUAACCGGCUAGCCUGGUCCCGGAAAGCGGGUUGUAAGCGCGCGCGCAAUUUAAAAUAAAGCACACCUUUGAAUAUAUUUUCAUUAUAACGUAAAAACGUAGCGUGCAAAUAUCGAUUAUUGGUGCUGUUAUGGUUCCGAUUGGCGAGCUAACGAUUGGCGUGAUUAGCAUUACAUUCACUGCAAUGCUAGGUUUGCCUUUUAAACGCCAUUUUGUUCAUGGUCCAGCCUCAGGCGUUUGUUAUUAGCCUUUACACCACUUAUAUAAAUAUAUAGAUUGGUGCAGUUGUGAAUUUUAUUUUGUAUUUUAUUCAUUUAUGGAGUUUAUACGUGCCACCCAUUCCGAUACUUCUAGCUUUUGUUGCAUUGAGAUUGGCUUGUUCAGGUGAUUGAUUGGUAGAGUGGUGGUGUUAGCCAAUCACAGUGCAGGAGGCGGGAUAAAACGAGCCAAUCACUACACAGGGGGCGGGACAUUUCCCUCCUGAAUACAGGAACCCUGUUGAGGUAUUGUGGGAAAUUUGAUCAGCUCCGCUACCAGGAUGUUCAACCCUCACCAUCACCAGCAGCAGCAGCAGCAGCAGCAGUUUCAUCAGCACCUGCGUCAGCUCCAGCAGCUGUUCCAGCAGCAGACCCCACCACCUCCUCCACCUCCUCCUCCACCACCCCAGCCUCCACCAUCACAUCAUAUCCCCCAUCACCACGGGGGAGGCCGACCAAUGACCGUCCCGGGCACUGCGCCUCCUGCUCGCAUGGUCAACCUGUGCUCUGCCACUCAAACCAUCAUCGCCCCUAAUCCCAUGCUGCAAGGCGCAUUACUGAUGCAGCAGAUGCAAGGGGGCAUGCGGAGCUUUGCCAUGGGUGGACAGCAGUUCCAACAGUUUUUUGCUGCAGGCUCAAGAUCUUCUAUUUUGGGUCCCGUUCCACUAGGAGUUGCUAUUAAGACUCCACAUAUGGGAUUUCCUCCACGACAUUUCAAUCCUCAUACUCGCUAUUUCAACAACGACUUUCAUUCAAGGCAGCUGGACAGGAAGCGGGAGAACGAACACAGACCUGCAAUUUGCCCUGACAGCCAGCCUGGGGCAAGCAGCAGCCGGGAUGAAACCACAGCAGUGGCAGAAGUCAGCAGCCAGCCGUCCACGCAGCAGCUGGAUGAGCCAACUGCAAAGAAACAAAGAACUGAAGGGCCGAACGAUCUACUUGAGACUGAAACCUCUCCCAGUACCGAGUAUGAACGCGCUGCUGAAGAUCCUGACACUGCAGAAUGCAUACUGGAAGAAGACGGGACCGUGGCCGAGGCAGCCGAGGCACUGGAGCAAAGCCGGGCAGCUGAGCAGGGUGAAGGCCCCAAGUCCCCACUCAAAGAAGCAGAUCAGCAGAGCACCUCAAGCCAGUCCGAGCCUGCAGGUUCAGUGACUGUCACUGACGGUAAAGACGAAACAACCAGGAGCAGUGAUGGGGCUAAAGAUGCAACAGGGGGAGAAACUGCUAACAAAUUCUAUUGCUAUAUUUGUAAUAUUACCUGCCACAACCAACAAAAUUUCCAGAGCCAUAUGAACGGACUGGCACACCAGCAGAGGAUGAUGGAAAUUCAGCACAUGAGCAACGCCUGCCUUGUCACACUGCUGCCUCGUGUACAGGAGUCUCUGCAGGGACCACGUAAAGACGGAGAGAAAAGACCAGGCCUGCAGAGGUGGUGUCCCACCUGCAAAAUCCACUUCACUGUUAAUGUCAUGGAUCAUCGUAAGACAAGGGAGCACAAGAUUUGUAGCCGUUCUUCAAGCCCCAGCUGCACUGUCUGUAAGCAGCAUUUCAGAACAUCGAGAGAGUUCAUCGAACACAUGCAGUCCACCGAGCACAAACAGCACAUGGAGGAGGUAUUGAAAGAGACCGGGAAAGGGAACCUGGAAGAUUUGGGUUUGGAGGUAUGCACAGUUGGCCCUGAUGAAGAAGGCAUGGAAAGUGAUGAGGAAGAGAAGAUGGAAGAAGAAAACGGACAGCAGGAAGGAUUGCCUGUACAGAUGGAGGUCACAUUGGAAGAUAUAACGGAGGAGGAAGAGUUUGACUCCGACACAGUAUAUGGUUCCAACUUUGUAAUUCCCGUGGCCGGGUUUCUGUGCCGACUGUGUAACGAGUUCUAUCACUACGAGGCAUCGGCACGGCGCUCUCACUGCAAAACACACCAACACUUUGAGAAUCUAAAGAGAUACAAGGCAUUAAAGAUUCAGGAAGCCUCAGCUUUACAGGCCUCAGAGUCCGUUUGCACCUCGUCGGACCUUCAAACCAAGGACACGGGGUCUCCUAGUGGUUCCUCUUUAAGUGACCCUGCCAUCAGCAACAGUAGACUCGAGUCCACUGAAGCAGCUGCUGAUCAGGAAAACACCACUACCACCACCAGCACCAGCAAAGAAAACAACAACAGUGGCAGUAGCAGCAGCAGCACACCUCCUUCCCCUAACCAGCAACCCGCUUCUGGGUCUCCCGCCCAGCCCAGAGACACGGAGGAAGACGCGGUCACAGAAGAACCCGAAGAUGAGGACGUUCCCACCAGUGUCCCUGAAGAGAAGACGAGCAGAGGGCGGGGUAGGACGCCUGCCAGGAAAAGAGGGAGGGGAGGAAGACGACGCUGAGCACUGAGGAAGACGUAUAAAUGGAGGAGCGAGCUGCUACGGAGAGAUAGAAAGAGUGAGAAUAUUUCAUUCGAUGUCCGUUACCCAUCCUCUAUCGUUCACUAAAAGAGUGGAAGGAGCCGAGGACAGUAGGACAAUCCCUGUAGAGAGUAGGUCUUUUAUUCAGCCAUUUUGAAUGUUCUUUGCCCCAGAAUUUACAUCUCUUACUGGUUAUUAGUCUUUUUAUUUUUUUUAUUUUUUAUUUUUUUUUGGAGAUUCAUUCAGAAUGUGUGUAAAGAUAUCGGAGGAUCUUGAACAUUUAAAGUUCUUGAUCCUUUACGAGCUCGUAGAGACUUAGAAUGUAGCAAAGUUUUACUUUAACCUGUAUUUUUUAACAUCGUUUUGUAAAGCGUAAAAAACAAAAGAGAAAGUACCGUGUUGGGGGCGGGGUGGGUUGGGUUGUUGCAGGAAUUUUAAGGUACGAUUCUUUUGGUUCAUUGUCUGUUGAGAUGGAACGAGAUGAUCCGUGGAAUAACAUGCAACCGAGCUGCGAAUGAUGCGAACACCAAGUUUAAAAAGAAAAGGCAUAAACCUGACUUCAGG